Suillus fuscotomentosus is the source of this 828-nucleotide messenger RNA. RefSeq lists its product as uncharacterized. The transcript has 3 exons. The record is from RefSeq and is a predicted model, not a curated record. Bases 1 to 828 code for a protein of 275 amino acids. NCBI's taxonomy places the organism in Eukaryota, Fungi, Basidiomycota, Agaricomycetes, Boletales, Suillaceae.
AUGGAUAACUUGCGCGCACAUCGUAGAAAAAGACACGAGCGCACCAAAAUUUCAUCUAGAUCAACACUACAAAACCCAUUGUCCUCGUGGCCAGGGCAGGCCCCUGACCAACAUUCAACGAGACUAGUCCUGGAGUCAUGUCUCCAGCGCCUCGACCGCCUCGACAGCUUAGAGCGUCGUGUGCAUGAGGAAAUCCAGCAGAUCCGCAGCGUCUUGAUGAAUCUCCUUGGUAACUACCAGUCAGAUGUCACAAUGGAGGAUUCGGGUGGACGUGAUAGCACCGUCGACUCUCAAGCUGAACUCGAUAGUCUCAAUGUCAUUGCAUCGUUUGGACCUUCGCACGACCGCUGCCUCGUGCCACAGUUUGCACCUCAUGGAACGUCGUUCGGGGUUACGGGAUCGCUGUCAGAGGGUACAGGUCCCCCCCAAGGCUUGUUACCCCACGGCGCUCGCACUUCUGCCGACUAUGGGCCGAUUGUUCAACAUCCCCUAACUCAGCCUCGGUACAACAUGUACUCUGAGGCCUGUUCAGCAUUCUAUGACCCGCGUGUCACGGCAUCGUCGUUAGAGGAUUUAUCGCUCUGUGGCACAUUGGAUUCUGUCUAUGAGCCUGCUGCGCAACUGUCUGUCCCCAUCCAAGCAAAGGGCAAAGUAAAAUGCACCUGGCACGGGUGCUUGGCACUCGUCAAGAAGGAUAAUCUCGGUCGUCAUGUCAAAGAGGUGCAUGAGGGGAAGAUUAAGGCUGUCUGUGCAGGCUGUGGAAAGGAGUUCAAGCGCCCAUAUCAGAUGAAUGAGCACAUCGUUCGGACCCGAUGUGGAAGAUCCUAG